AUGGACCCUCCCAUAUAUUAUCCUAAAGCAGAAUUCAUCGAAACGGACACAGGCAACAAGGUAUCUCGCCGAGCGACGAUCGCAGGCCCUCAGAACAUCAUCCUCGGAGGCAAGACAAUCAUCUCCAGCGGUGCGAUCAUCCGGGGCGACUUGAAGCGCACUGGCCCAGGACAUGCAGUCGUCAUUUCAUUAGGACGAUACUGCCUUGUGGGAGAAGGUUGUGUUAUGAGACCGCCCUACAAGACAUAUCGGGGGAACUUCAACUAUUACCCUAUGAAGAUCGGAGACCAUGUCCACAUCGGGGCGAACUCAGUGGUCGAGGCUGCCACCAUAGGGAACCACGUCGAGAUCGGAGAGAACUGUGUCAUUGGCAAGUUCGCCAUCAUCAAAGACUGUGCCAAAAUCGCAGAUAACACGAUCGUGCCACCAAACACUGUCAUCCCCGCUCUUGCGCUCUUUGCUGGAUCGCCUGGUCACUUCGUGGAAGAUCUGCCCGAGUCUACGCAAGAGAUCGUUGAAGCGCAAACAAAGCAAUACUAUACCCGAUUCCAACCCCUGGACCGCUGA
Molecule: messenger RNA, 567 nt
Organism: Heterobasidion irregulare TC 32-1
Lineage: Eukaryota; Fungi; Basidiomycota; Agaricomycetes; Russulales; Bondarzewiaceae
Exons: 5
Coding region: 1-567 (188 amino acids)
Source: RefSeq, a predicted model, not a curated record